CUUGAGCCUCGCGAGAUAUCAGCUCUCCGCCAAACCAAACCAAACCACCGCCGGUGCGAGUACUUAAAUUAGUGCUUCCAGCUGUUAUUUUGGCCUUACCCUAACCCUUGCACCUACUGCCAAAUACUUGAGAGAUUAGUACAGUACAAAGACUGCCCUUUGCUCAGCACCCCCUCCACAACAAGAAUUUGGCCCAGACAAUGGGCCUAGGCUCUUGACAGUUGACACCAUGUCUGUCAUCCUAUGCACGGCUGGCUAUGACCAUACGAUAAGGUUCUGGGAGGCCCUUUCAGGGAUCUGUUCCCGCACAAUCCAGCAUCCCGACUCUCAGGUCAAUCGACUAUGCAUAUCCCCCGACAAACGUUUCCUUGCCGCGGCAGGCCACCACACUGUGAAGCUAUUCGAUAUACGCUCCACCAACCCGGCCGCGAUCCUUGUCUUUGAAGGCCACACAGGCAAUGUCACGGGGGUCGCUUUCCACUGCGAAGGGAAGUGGAUGGUUACAAGCUCCGAGGAUGGCACAGUGAAGAUCUGGGAGACCAGAACCGGUACGAUCCAGAGAAGCUACAACCAUGGCUCCCCCGCCAACGAUGUUGUCAUACACCCAAACCAAGGCGAGAUCAUCAGCUGCGAUCGAGCGGGCAGCAUUCGCAUAUGGGACCUUGCCGAAAACACAUGCUCUCACCAGCUCAUCCCAGAGGACGAUGUCUCUGUGUCCAGCGUAACAGUCGCCAGUGACGGAACAUUGCUCUGUGCCGCAAACAAUGUUGGCAACGUAUUCGUCUGGAAACUGAUCCAAACCUACGAUCGCACCCAGCUCCUCCCCGUGACGCACUUCAACGCGCACAAGGAGUACAUCACCCGCAUCCUCCUGUCGCCCGACGUCAAGAAGCUGGCGACGUGCAGCGCGGACCACACCGCCAAGAUCUGGGAGGUGCGGGACCUCGAGCCCGCGCCGGCCGACAGCGAGCCCAAGCCCUUCCCCCUCGAGGCCACCCUGACCGGCCACCAGCGCUGGGUGUGGGACUGCGCCUUCAGCGCCGACAGCGCCUACCUGGUCACCGCCUGCUCCGACCACUACGCCCGCCUGUGGGAGCUGCAGAGCCAGCAGAUCAUCAGGCAGUACAACGGCCACCACCGCGGCGCCGUGUGCGUCGCCCUGAACGACUACUCGGAGUCGAGAUAGGCUCGAAGUAUUCCCCUGUCUCGUUCAGAUGGGCUUCAAAAUGAGGCUGAGAAGGCAGAGUAAGGCCGGCGCAAGGUCAUGUCCAAUGGAAGAGCAUGGAGUUUCUGGGCAUAGGGCGGGGGCUAACCGGCUUCCCCCGUAAAUUGUAUUAUUAUACUCUCGAAUUCAUGGAUUAGGGCCUUGAUGACUUUUCACGGUGGGACGACCCAAGUUGGUUUUUUUGGUAGAGCCUUGCAUUUCACGCAGGCUAAUAAUUAUGACUAUGGGAUACCAGUAUCCAGUCGUACUCUCAGGGCUGUUAAUAUGGAUGUAUCCGCCCCUUUGAAACCCAAAAAAACGCCGUGCUAAGCAUGCACUUUCGCCGCCCCCCUGGUCUUUUUCUCCUUCCACACUCCCGCCACCGUGUCACCAGCCAUCCCCCCAGCCAUCGUCG
Molecule: messenger RNA, 1619 nt
Organism: Phialemonium atrogriseum
Lineage: Eukaryota; Fungi; Ascomycota; Sordariomycetes; Cephalothecales; Cephalothecaceae
Product: WD40-repeat-containing domain protein
Exons: 4
Coding region: 230-1186 (318 amino acids)
Biological process (GO): regulation of actin cytoskeleton organization; TOR signaling
Cellular component (GO): TORC1 complex; TORC2 complex
Molecular function (GO): protein binding
Source: RefSeq, a predicted model, not a curated record